GCGGCUUGAAUUUCCCUCCUAAUUCAAAACCUUUCUUCUUUCUUUCACUCUCCAAUUUUUCUCAUCUUCCCUCCAAAUCGAUUUCGUUUCGCUCUCAUCUUUCCAAAAUUUUCACAAACACUUUUUUUUUGGAGCCAAACUCAAAACAUUUUCAAUACUUACGAAGAAGAUGCAGAAACCUCCCAUAACCAAAACCUAGCUUUCUACUGUUUUUUUCCCCUCUUUCUUUUCACUUCCCCAGAAAAAUUUCGAGAUCUGGGUUUCGUUGUUAAUGGCGGAGUUUAAUGACCCACCAUCAUCAGAUCUCUCUUCUUCGCCUAAAUUAGCUAAACCCAACAAAACCAUAGAUGACUCUUCACCAACCGCUCCAAUCAGAGACCUUGUCACUCACUCGCUCUCUAUUUCGUCACCGGUUCGUCAGAUCCAGCCUUAUUCUCCGGCGAAACCAGAUGGGUCUUCUUCAGAUAAAACCCUAAUUUUCAAUUCAGAGGAAAACAGAGAGAAUGGGUCUUCAGAUAAAACCCUAAUCACGCCUCAAUUCAUACCUCCGGCGAACAACAGCGAGAAUCUUCUCCAAAUGGUGAGUACGUCAGAUUCGUAUAUGUAUUCCCAUCCUGAGAAUCGUCCGCCGAGGAGGUACAUAGCGAAUUAUGACUACCAAAGCGACGACGAUGAGUUUAAUAAGACCGAGCCAGCGAAACCUCUACCGUUCUCUUGGUGGUAUCCGAAGAUCGAACCCACUGGUGUUGGUGCUGGGUUGUAUAACUCAGGCAACACUUGUUUCAUAGCUUCUGUGUUACAGUGCUUCACUCAUACUGUGCCUCUUAUUGAGAGUCUUCGUUCAUACGUGCAUCAAACCCCUUGCAACUGUGGCAACGAUAAGUUCUGUGUUAUGCAAGCUCUUCGAGAUCACAUCGAGCUUGCUCUGAGGUCUUCAGGAUAUGCUUUAAGCAUUGAUGUAUUUCGUAAUAAUCUGAAACAUUUUUCAUCUGAUUUUAUGAUAAACCACCAAGAAGACGCACAUGAGUUUCUACAAUCAUUUUUAGACAAGUUAGAGAGAUGCUGUUUAGAUCCUAGGAAUAAGCCUGGCUCUGUCUCUUCUCAAGAUUCAAACAUUGUUGACAAUGUCUUUGGUGGCAGUCUCAUGAGUACGCUUUGUUGCCGCAAUUGUCAUCACGUUUCCAACACAUUUGAACCUUCUCUUGGAUGGAGUCUUGAAAUUGAUUAUGUCGAUAACCUCUGGAGUGCUCUAGACUCAUUUACAUGUGUGGAAUUACUGGAGGACCAGUUAACAUGUGAUAACUGUAAGGAGAAAGUUACAAAGGAGAAGCAACUUAAGUUUGAUAAGUUGCCUCCUGUUGCUACGUUCCAUCUUAAGAGAUUCAAGAAUGAUGGAGUUACUAUGGAGAAGAUCUUCAAGCAUAUUGAGUUCCCUUUGGAGUUGGAUUUGCUCCCUUUCAUGAGCGGUAACCAAAAUCCUGAGGUUUCGACAAAGUAUCAUCUUUAUGCCUUUGUGGAGCACAUUGGGGUUAGAGCAACUUUUGGUCAUUACUCCGCUUAUGUGAGAUCAGCUCCUGAGACAUGGCAUAAUUUUGAUGACUCAAAGGUCACAAGAUUCAGCGAAGAUAGAGUUCUAUCGCAGGAUGCAUAUAUAUUAUUUUAUGCAAGAGAAGGAACUCCUUGGUUUGCUAGUACUUUUGAACAGCUGAAGGCAGUGUUUGAAGCUACUCCAUCAAAUUUUUCACCAAAGUCAGUGCUUGAUAACAGUUACGAGAGUAUUGGUAAUUCCAGUAAAGCCUGCAACGACUCGGUUGGAGUAUCGAUCCCAGAUGUAAAUUGGUCAGAUUUUUCCUGUCGUGAGCCUAAAGAAGAAGUGUUCCAUUCAGCCGAGUCUUGCAACGAUGAAGAUUCUUUGGCCAUGAUUGACGCUCUCAAGUCACCUGAGGCUGAUGAAUCUGAGAAACCAUUUGCUGAAACCACUCAACAAAGAGAACCUGAGUCAUGUUCAGCUGGGAACAAAGCUAACAUCGAUGAAUCUGAGAAGUCACCUGCUGAGACCUCUCAACAGAAUGAACCUGUGUCAAAUCCAGCUGUUGACAGACCUAGCACAGAUGCCGCUCAUGUCCCUAUGCACAAGGUUCAGAAUCAAGACAUAUCUCCAAAACGCAAAGCUGAUGAGAACGCUUCGCUUGGUGGUGCAUACGAACGUAAGCCCAAGAUUCAAAAACCAAAUUCCCGUCCAAAACGCCAAGGAAGCUUUCAGAUUCAACGUUCGCAUUUGCAAACUAAGAACCAAGAAGAAACUCGUAGAACAAUGCCAAUGGCCUUAAGAAGCAAUGUUGAUGUAGAUCCCAAAGAAAAAAGUAUUGCUCUUUCAUAUCUCAGAAAGAUUCAGACACCUCGCUCCCGGAUGUUGGUUAAAGUUUUGGGUGGUUCUCCAAUCAAGAAAAGGAAAUUCAGAAGAUAAAUCCAUUCUACUGUGAAGAAGAGUUUAGCUAGUGAGAAAAAUGAAAAGUUCUCUUUUUUUUUUGUUUUUUUUUUUGUGUUUGGGGUUUUCUUGUGAAUACAAACUCUGAUCAAAUUUUGUUUUGAGGCUACCAACCAAAAAUUCUUGAGGUUUAUAUAUAUGAGUAUAACAUUGAUUAGGGGUG
Messenger RNA from Camelina sativa (false flax), 2651 nucleotides. Its product is annotated as ubiquitin carboxyl-terminal hydrolase 21. Gene Ontology annotation, molecular function: cysteine-type deubiquitinase activity. Gene Ontology annotation, biological process: protein deubiquitination. NCBI's taxonomy places the organism in Eukaryota, Viridiplantae, Streptophyta, Magnoliopsida, Brassicales, Brassicaceae. The record is from RefSeq and is a predicted model, not a curated record. Gene Ontology annotation, cellular component: nucleus; cytosol.